GUGGGCACAGGUGGGUGGCACUGGUGGGCACAGGUGGGUGGCACUGGUGGGCACAGGUGGGUGGCACUUCUGGGCACAGGUAGGUGGCACUGCAGAGUGGCACAGGUGGGUGCACUGCUGGGCACAGGUGGGGGCACUGCUGGGAACGGGUGGGCGAGGCUAGUGGGCGCACUGCUGGGCGGAACUUGCGGGUGUCACUGCUGGGCACCGAUCAUCAGGGCACUGAUCAUCAGUGCCCUGAUGAUUGGUGCCGAUCCCCGCUCUGACAACUGCCGGUUCUCGGCAGUACUUUCCUCACGAUCUGACAGCGUGAGGAAAGUGCAGCCGAGAACCGGCACUUGU
This is a messenger RNA of Staurois parvus, 342 nucleotides long. Lineage: Eukaryota; Metazoa; Chordata; Amphibia; Anura; Ranidae. The record is from the annotation of a GenBank genome assembly.